AUGUCUCAAUCUAUAUUCCCUCCUAUUAAUUUUCUUAUUCAAAAUUCUGCAUUUUUAUCCAAUUUCGCUGCUCAAAGAGCACUUUCCAAUGGACAACCAUCAGGUUCGUCACUGGCCGCAUUGGAGAAACUAUCAAAAGCGUUCCGUCGACCGGAAAUUCAAAUCGAAAAAAUAGCAACGUCAUCAUCAUGUAUCGAUAAGAAUAAGGAGAGAGAGAAAAUGUCCCAAGUGGUUCCGUCUCGAAAUCGAUACGGACGACCGUAUAUAUCCGGUCGGCCACUACUGACAUGUGAUCGACAGAAAAUAGUGGAGUGCUAUAAGAAGGGAAUGAAGAAGAUACAUAUUGCAAAGCAGUUGGGCAUCACUCACAGUUGUGUUAGCAAGGUUUUGAGGAGAUACGCUGAAACCGGGGAAAUCGUUGCAAAAGCGUGUCGAACAGCGUCUUGUUCAUGUCCUGGAUCUGCUGAGGAACACGAUGUGAGAUACUGUAAACAUCUACAGGAUAACACUAUCCGACUUUUUUUCUCUAUUGAAAACAUACUCCGUACCGACUCCUCCAAUUCUCGAGUGAUAUACUUUUCCAAGUGUCCUGAACCUUCUGAACCAAUGGAAAUAACUACAAUUGAUCUGUGA
Caenorhabditis remanei is the source of this 633-nucleotide messenger RNA. RefSeq lists its product as uncharacterized. Bases 1 to 633 code for a protein of 210 amino acids. NCBI's taxonomy places the organism in Eukaryota, Metazoa, Nematoda, Chromadorea, Rhabditida, Rhabditidae. The transcript is spliced from 5 exons. The record is from RefSeq and is a predicted model, not a curated record. Gene Ontology annotation, biological process: anatomical structure development; regulation of transcription by RNA polymerase II. Gene Ontology annotation, molecular function: DNA-binding transcription factor activity, RNA polymerase II-specific; RNA polymerase II cis-regulatory region sequence-specific DNA binding.